AAGAUGAUGUUUAACUGUAGAUCAAACUCGAAAUCCGGGUAAAAUCUCCGCCUCUUGUAGAGUAACAUUAUUCUCAAGUUGCUCCGUGCAUUUCCGAUUAUUACUUAAAGGAGGGCAUGGUCACUUUUAGGGAAAUGUCUGAAAAACUACGAAGAUGCAGAAAGGAGCUGACUGCUGCCAUAGACCGAGCCUUUGAAGGAGUCAGGCAUUCCCAGGAGUGCACAGGCCAGCAGAGGCUCGACGCCCCGUCACUCUCCUCCCUGCCGGUGCACAGGCUCCUCUGCAGAAACCCACUGGUAGCUUGCCCCUCUGCUGUCCCCUGCCCUGGUCCCUCAUGUGCCCCUGAGAAUGAGAACCCUGCCUUUGCACCACACCAUGUCCCAGUUAAUGCAAAACCACAGCCUUUAUACCCCAAAAGAAAACCUCUGACCAGCAAGGAAAAUGUGUUGAUGCACUCUUCUAUUUUGGCACGUGAGAGACAGUUUUGGAGAGCUGCAGGAGAUGGGGAAAACUGGAGAAAAGAAAGCUUAAGGAAGGAUAUGGAGAGAGAUUUAAAAGUUGACUCAAAUAUGCUGCUCAGCAGUUCUAGCCAAGAGGUCACAAAGGACCUGCUAGAUAUGAUCGACCAUACAAGUAUCAGAACUAUUGAAGAACUGGCUGGAAAACUAGAAUUUGAGAAUGAAUUGAACCGUGUGUGUGGACGCUGCCAAGAUUCACCCUUCAAGGAGGAAGCCUGGGCCCUGCUAGUGGAUGAGAGCCCGCAGAAGGCUUUGGAUGCUGACCCCAGUAGCCUCAAGCAGGCUUUGGAUGAUCAGAACAUUGUUGAGACUGUUCUGGACUUGGAAGAGGACUACAACUUGAUGACCUCUUUCAAAUACCAAAUAGAGUGAGGAGAGCUGACCCAGAGCAGCCACAGUGCUGUCAGAAGCCAGUCUUUACAAGGGGUUGGCUGGGCCUGACUGGCCACAUUCUGGUUAAUCCCAGUUGAAUCCCAUUUUGAGCCGAGAGCCCAGAUUUUUAAUAUUCUGUUAUUUUGAAA
Molecule: messenger RNA, 1039 nt
Organism: Acomys russatus (golden spiny mouse)
Lineage: Eukaryota; Metazoa; Chordata; Mammalia; Rodentia; Muridae
Gene: C32H3orf62
Product: chromosome 32 C3orf62 homolog
Exons: 3
Coding region: 117-890 (257 amino acids)
Source: RefSeq, a predicted model, not a curated record